UAUUUAUCUAAAACUUCCGCACUUAAUUUACUCUCUAAUGCCAUAUAGUAAGGGGUAUCAUCUGUAUUUUGUUUUAAAGAAUUUAAUAAUCGGCAAAUUUUCUCUAUUUUUAAAUAUAAUCUCUCAUCUUCUUCAAAACAUUCUGAUAUUGGCAAAUUCAUUAUUUCCUGGUUUAGUGACCUUAUUAAUUUUUUACUGUCUCCAAACUUCUCUAAUAUUAAAUCAAUCGCGUCGUAAUAUCCAUCCUUUGUUAUUGGUAUACCCUCUAUUAAUUCCUUAGCAGCUCCUUCUAAACCUGCCUGUAAAAAAUUAAAUUUCUCUAUUUCGGACAAAUUCCUCUCAUCAUGUACUAACACCUUAAAAUUCUCCCAAAAGGAAAACCAACUCU
Messenger RNA from Meloidogyne enterolobii, 388 nucleotides. NCBI's taxonomy places the organism in Eukaryota, Metazoa, Nematoda, Chromadorea, Rhabditida, Meloidogynidae. The record is from the annotation of a GenBank genome assembly.